This is a messenger RNA of Argiope bruennichi, 2457 nucleotides long. RefSeq names its product ras association domain-containing protein 10-like. The coding region runs from base 942 to 2201 and encodes 419 amino acids. The record is from RefSeq and is a predicted model, not a curated record. The transcript is spliced from 3 exons. NCBI's taxonomy places the organism in Eukaryota, Metazoa, Arthropoda, Arachnida, Araneae, Araneidae. Gene Ontology annotation, biological process: signal transduction.
AGAGUUUAGUUGUGAGAGAACCAUCAACGCGCUGAGACGCGUGUAUUGUGGAUGCAUGUGGUGUGUUUAUAGCGUUGGAUUUUAUACAUUCUCCUUUUAGUGCUUUCGCUGCGGUUCAGAAGAUCGUUUGAGCGCAUAUUUACGUGUCGGUUUCGUGUGAAAGAUGAUUUGGAAUUUCCAAGAUGAAAUGACAUAAAAGAAUUUUUCACCUUCAAUAUUAUGUUGUUUUUUGGGGAAAAAAGUAUUUUUCGGCAGGUUACUUAAACUAACGAGGAAUGUGGUUUUAUUUUCAUUGAAAAUAAUUAAAAAUUAGCUUGUUGUCAUUUAGAAUUCUAAAUAUGAAAUGAUUUUUAUGCAGACGAUAUUUUUAAUGAGAUUAAAAGUAGAGAAAAGAAAACAAGCUGAAGGAAUUCUACUGAAUUAUUACUGUUUAACUUUAUUCUAAAAGAAUUAUUAAAUAAAUUUAUCAGCAGGAUAUACAAAUUUCAAAAGUUUCUUCUCCGUGAAUUUGGGAUAAUUACAAAGAGAACUGACAGUUGUAUUUAUUCUCUAAUUUUAGUUAUAGAAAUAAGGCUACUUCCUGCGACUUCAUGUUAUGUUUCGCUGAUGAUCUUUAUUUGCAUUUAUGUUGCUGCGUGAAAAUAUAUAGUUGCAAUAAUAAAGGGAACGUAGCUUUGGUCAAUGACAACUUGUUUGUUUGUGAAUCUUCAUAAAUCUUGCUUACCUUGAUACCACCGAAGAAGUGCACUUCCAACGGAUAUUACACGUAAUAUCUGCCCUAGGAGGAUUACCAGUAUUAAAUCGGUGGGUGUUAACAGCCGUUUCUCUGCAGUUUUUUUUCUUCUAUCGUCAGAGAUACAGAGUAUGAUUAUCUAAGGAAAAGCAUGAAAAUUGGCUCAUCACGACGGGAAAGGUACAAUUCUGGAUGCUGAUAAAAAGGAAUGGGCACAGAGAUCCCGCUCUGGAUAGGCGGUCUUCAAAAGUGGGUGACUGGAGUCACGAAACAAACUACCUGUGAGGAAGUCAUCAAAGCAGUGCUAUCAGCAAACGAAAACUACCAUUACCACAAAAACGGGACAAAAACACAGCGGGAUCAUAAAAAUUAUAUCAUAGUUGAACGUUGGCACAAAGUGGAAAAACCUUUGGAUCCGCGCUCCCGACUCCUCAAAGUGUGGAACACUUGGGGUCUGGAGCAGUGCAAUGUCCGGUUUCUACUCAAAAGGGCACACCAUGCCCAAACCUCAGGUUCGACACCUCGUGAUAUCAAAUCCCAUAGGCGGAAAGUCAGUACAAAAUCUGCCAAAACAUGGCACCCUAGGAAGUUGAGGUCUGAAUCUGAAGAUGAUGGCAGUGUUGGCUGUUGUCUUGAUGAUGAUGACCAGUUUCCGGCAACCGAGGAACAACUCAGGAAUCUUAUAUCAUCCCAAAGUGACGCCAUUGCAUCACAGCUAAAGAAACUUCACGCCAAGGAUGAAGAAAUUGAACAGAUCGAGAAUGAGAUCCAUACUCAAAGAAUGCACCAAAUUGGUGCCAAUUAUGUUCUGGACACUUACUUGGCGGAGUCUAGUGAAGGUGAUUCAAGCAAUUCCAGUGGUGUCCAAAAUGGAACUGCAACAGCUGCUACUGAUGAUGGGAUGAACUCAAAAUCAAACAAUGUUACCUGUGAUAUUUUCGAUCAUUGUAUUGAACUGUACGAGAAAGUUCUGCAGAUUUGUGACCAGGUCCAUCAGGAAGAGCUGACAAUCAAAGAGUUGACUUUUAAAAUUCAGCAGAGUCUCCAGAUGAAAGACAAAGAAAACGGUUGCAAGCUUUUAAUAGGUGACGAUCCAGAACUUGCAUUUGCAAGUCCUGAAAGACUAGAGGAGAUUCUCAACAGAACCAGGCUCGAUAUCGAAAGACUUUUAAGGAUCAAUCAGACUCAGCAGCUAACAAUACAACAAAAUGAAAAGACACUCGUGGACUGCGCUAAAAUAAUAGAAGAUAAACAUUAUUAUUUGCAGCAUUUAAAACUGGAUUUGGACAGGCUCGACAAAGACAACCUACGUUUGCAAGAAGAAUUUUCUGCAAUACAAGUGAUAUCUGUUGAUCGAAGUGGCACAUGUGAUGCUCCUGAAAAUGGUGAUAGCAACUCUGACACUGGCUUAAGCUCACUUCAUAGCAGUAGUGAUGAUGGUGCUAAUGUAUUGGAUACAUUAGUAUAACCACUUGAUAAACAUCAGAAAAGCUUCUUGUUUCUAUGCAGAUAUAUGUAUGCGUUGUAAUUUCUUCAAGUAUUUUACAGAAACUCUAUUAAAAGAAGUGUGGUUAUUUUUAACGCUUAAUAAAUAGAUAUAUUUUAUUUAAGAAUUCAAACAUUAAAUAUAUAUCUACAAUAAGUAGAAGUUGAGCUUAUUCUUACACUUUUAUUUAGAAGUCUUUUAUAGUUUUUUUUAGUUUCUGGGAAUAAACAAUAGAAUU